AUGCACGUCUCAGAGAAACUUUCCCAAAAUGAGGCUGCCGGUAGAAUCGGUAUCUCAUUCGAGUUCUUUCCUCCCAAGACAGCCCAAGGUGUGCAGAAUUUGUACGACAGAAUGGACCGUAUGCACGGCUUGGGCCCCUCCUUCAUCGAUGUCACUUGGGGUGCUGGUGGACGACUGUCGGAUUUGACCUGUGAGAUGGUCAAUGUUGCGCAGUCAGUCUACGGUUUGGAAACAUGUAUGCACCUCACCUGCACAGAUAUGGCUCAGGAGAAGGUCGAUGAUGCGCUCCAGGCCGCCUACAAGGCGGGCUGCACCAACAUUCUCGCCCUGCGCGGUGACCCACCCCGUGAAAAGGAGGUAUGGGAAGCCACAGACGAUGGUUUUCGGUACGCAAAGGACCUGGUCAAGUACAUCCGGGAGAAAUAUGGGAACCACUUCUGCAUUGGCGUUGGAGGCUACCCCGAAGGCGCCGAUGACAACUCUGAUGUGGAUCUUUUGAUCGACCAUCUCAAAGAGAAGGUCGAUGCUGGUAGCACUUUUGUUGUCACCCAGAUGUUCUACAAUACAGAAAACUUCAUCCAGUGGGUCCAGAAAUGCCGUGCCAAGGGUAUCACCGUGCCCAUUAUUCCCGGAAUCAUGCCUAUCCAGACAUACGCUGCCUUCAUUCGACGGGCGAACUGGACAAAGACUCAGAUUCCUCCCGACUGGCUUGAGGCUUUGGAACCGGUGAAAAAUGAUGAUGCUGCCGUGAAGCAAAUUGGUAAACGUCUAAUCGCAGACAUGUGUAGGAGAUUAAUUGAUUCUGGCAUCAAACACCUGCACUUCUAUACAAUGAACCUCGCACAAUCGACGCAGCUCGUCCUUGAAGACCUACAACUCAUGCCAACAGCCGAAACCCCUAUCCCCCGGCCUUUGCCUUGGAGGCCUUCUCUUGGUCUAAACCGGAGAGAAGAGGAUGUCCGUCCCAUCUUCUGGCGGAACCGAAAUUCAUCGUACAUUGCCCGGACUCAGAUCUGGGACGAAUUCCCCAACGGCCGCUGGACAGACUCUAGGUCACCAGCGUUUGGUGAGUUGGAUGCCUAUGGUGUAGGAAUUAAGGGCACCAACGAGCAGAACAUCAAAUUAUGGGGCGAGCCAAAGUCUAUUCGUGAUCUUGCAGAAGUAUUCGUCCGUUUCCUGGAAGGCCAGCUCGACCGACUUCCUUGGAGUGACUCUCCUAUCACUCCUGAGACAAAUGCCAUCAAGGAUCCACUGGUUGAACUCAACAAGGGAGGAUUUUUGACUAUCAAUUCCCAACCCGCAGUGAAUGGUGUGAAGUCUUCUCACCCUAUAUAUGGAUGGGGCCCAAAGAACGGUUUCGUCUACCAGAAGGCGUACCUUGAGCUCCUCAUCCCUGCCUACUUGAUUGACGACUUGAUCUCUCGAAUCGAAGCAAAUGAGGACCUGACCUAUCACGCUGUGACAAAAUACGGGGAAUUGCGGACAAACACCCGUGAUAGCCCCAAUGCUUUGACAUGGGGUAUCUUUGCUGGACGCGAGGUUGUACAACCAACAAUUGUAGAAACUGUCAGUUUCCUGGCCUGGAAGGAUGAGGCAUACCAGCUCGGCGAGGAUUGGGCCAAGUGUCAUGAUAGCGCAAGCUCAAGCCGGAAGUUGCUCCAGAGUGUAAUGGACUCGUGGUACCUCGUCAACAUUGUUAACAACGACUUCCACAACACCUAUGACCUCUUUGAAUUGUUCAAGGGCCUGAAUGUCAAGGACAUCGAUGUUGAGUUCCCAGGCGAAAUCUCUGAACCGAAGGUUCAGAAUGGAACGACGAACGGCACCACUAACGGCGCCACUAACGGGACUACACCAGCGCAGCCCGUAAAGAACUAG
Messenger RNA from Aspergillus puulaauensis, 1878 nucleotides. RefSeq names its product methylenetetrahydrofolate reductase (NAD(P)H) MET13. Gene Ontology annotation, cellular component: cytosol. The record is from RefSeq and is a predicted model, not a curated record. The coding region runs from base 1 to 1878 and encodes 625 amino acids. The transcript is spliced from 3 exons. Gene Ontology annotation, molecular function: FAD binding; methylenetetrahydrofolate reductase [NAD(P)H] activity. Lineage: Eukaryota; Fungi; Ascomycota; Eurotiomycetes; Eurotiales; Aspergillaceae. Gene Ontology annotation, biological process: tetrahydrofolate interconversion.